GUUUUACUGGCCUUUUCUAAAUCUCUUUUUCUUUCAAGCUUCAUCUUAGCGGUGGAUUCGUGUAUAGACUACAAGGUUUAUUGAUUUGAACGGCAAAUUUAACGGCCAGGACGCAAAACGAGGAAGAGAAACGGGCGAAGCUCACGACUGAGAAGAGGAUUUUCUUUUGUGAAACCCACACGGCAAAUUCCAACAUUCCGAUCAAUCAACCAACAGAGAAGACAAAGUAGCCCGCAAGAAGAGAGAAAACAAGUACUCGAAAACUAUGCCCUGGUUCACCACAUUCCGCACACGCAUAACCGCCUUGUCGCCUAGUAAGAAAGCGCGGACAAAGAAUACCAAUCGUGUUGCUCUUAAACCUCCACUUGACCCCCUAGUCCUGCCUCCUCCCCUCCUCAGCCUCACACCCCCAUCACCGCUUCCCCUCCCCCCACCAACACCAACGCUCCAACCAACGACCGCGCUCCCGCCUCCCACGCCGCUGCAACGCCCGCUGCUCACACACAUACCCACGGACAUCAUUCUCGCGACGGAAAAGGGAAUGAUAUCAGGGGCGCUCUGCUGCACGAGUCCCGUUGCACAGGGUACGGCGACAUCGUCUUCGGCAGUGGCGAGUGUAGAGUUGGAAUCAGAGGGCGAAGAUGACAGAGGCCGUGAUGGGGAGGCAUGUGGCGUGCAUGGAGUUCUAACGAGGGGCGAGGAGGCGUGUGUAGGGGUCAGGGGAGGAAGUUGUCAGGGGAGAGGGAGGGAAAGAGAGAGACGUGUGUUGUUUAAGGGUGUGGAUGUUUGAACUUGAUAUACCAGUUCGGGAAAAUAAAGGAGUCUAAGGUGGUGUUUUCCAGAACAUUACAGUUGUGCUGAGGAGUUUGUAAAAGCAUGAUAUAAUAUCUACUGUUGUAAUGUGAAAAGGGACGUAAAGAAAUCGCGUUAUUCAGUUUAUAGACGGC
This is a messenger RNA of Exserohilum turcica Et28A, 947 nucleotides long. RefSeq lists its product as uncharacterized. The transcript is spliced from 2 exons. Lineage: Eukaryota; Fungi; Ascomycota; Dothideomycetes; Pleosporales; Pleosporaceae. The record is from RefSeq and is a predicted model, not a curated record. Bases 266 to 790 code for a protein of 174 amino acids.